Molecule: messenger RNA, 756 nt
Organism: Ambispora gerdemannii
Lineage: Eukaryota; Fungi; Glomeromycota; Glomeromycetes; Archaeosporales; Ambisporaceae
Source: the annotation of a GenBank genome assembly
AUGUUACUGUUAGAUCACCUAGCAGAACAAUACAACUUAAAUUGGACACGAAACAAGGAUUGGCCGGGGAGCGUCGCGACAACCACAAUUUCAAUACAGCCACCACCACUACCGAAAAAAACUAAACAAAAAAAGCCAAAACAAGAUAAACAUUUGUGUGAAGAUAGUAAUAACAGUAUCUAUGUACCUCGAAAACCCUCAUCUGAAACCGAAAACAAUGUAUUGAUGGUUAACGAGAAUCAAUUGAAUGACAAUAGUAAUGGUGUAAAAACAUCACUGUCAUCAUUAACAAUACCGAAAAAGAAGAAUGAAAAAGUUUUACCGGUUUCUUCGUCGCCAAUAAUACAAUUAGACUUGACUUUAAUGAAACCGAGGCUAUUGAUGAAUAUCAGUGGGAGAUCAGUUAGUAAAGCAGUCAAAGAGCUUGGUUUUUCACUUUCAAAUGUCAUUGUUAUUCAUGAUGACAUGGAACGCGAACUCGGAAAAAUGAGUAUCAAAAAUGGAGGAAGUGCAAAUGGCCACAACGGAAUAAAAUCUCUAAUUGAUUGUCUAAGAACAAAUCAAUUUCGUAGACUCCGAAUUGGUAUUGGUCGACCGUCCUCAAUCAGCCGUUCGCAUAACGUAGUCUCAGACUACGUGUUGAGUCACAUCGACUCUACAGAAAUGCAGAGAUACAAAUCUGACGUGUUCCCAAGAUGCCAACAAGAACUAUUCAAGUUUUGUGCAGAAUCAAAGAAUAACAUCAACGAAAUUUAA